Molecule: messenger RNA, 3275 nt
Organism: Mercenaria mercenaria
Lineage: Eukaryota; Metazoa; Mollusca; Bivalvia; Venerida; Veneridae
Exons: 13
Coding region: 23-1129 (368 amino acids)
Cellular component (GO): cytoplasm
Molecular function (GO): cysteine synthase activity
Source: RefSeq, a predicted model, not a curated record
CCUUCAGCGGAAAUUCCCAACAAUGUCAGCUGUAGCUGGGAAAUCCCUCGGUCAAUUAUUUGCAAAUAACAGACACAUUGCGCAAAAUAAUGUGAAACGCAUCGCAAGGAAAGUGUCAAAUGAUGCUAUCAGGCGAGGUAUUGUGGGAAUGGUUGGCAGGACGCCACUGGUAAGGAUCAACAAAAUCAGUGAUGAAACAGGUUGUGAAAUUCUUGCCAAGGCAGAGUUCUGUAAUGGUGGAGGAUCUGUGAAAGACAGGGCAGCUUACUUCCUCAUCAAAGAUGCACAAGAGAAAGGUCAGUUAAGGCCAGGUGGAACAGUAGUUGAGGGGACAGCAGGUAAUACCGGUAUAGGACUUGCUCACAUGUGCCUGGCGUUGGGAUACAAGUGUGUCAUCUAUAUGCCAAAUAAUCAGUCGAAGGAGAAAAUUGACAUGCUUAAGACCCUAGGAGCUGAUGUAAGGCCUUGCCCUGUAAAACCAUUCACAGAUGACAUGAAUUAUAACCACCAGGCAAGAAGAUAUGCAGAGACUUUGGAGAACGCAGUUUGGACAAAUCAGUUUGAUAAUACAGCCAACCGACGUGCACAUAUAGAAACUACAGGACCUGAAAUAUGGCAAGAUACAAAUGGUAAAGUGAAUGCUGUAGUGUUUGGUACUGGGACUGGAGGAACCCUAGCAGGUACAGGUAUCUACCUGAAAGACAAAAACCCAAACAUUCAGGUUGUCUGUGCUGAUCCACAGGGAAGUGUUUUAUACAACUGGUUUAAGAAAGGUCAGCUAGAGCGCACAGAUGGCAGCUCCAUUACAGAGGGGAUAGGUCAAGGUCGUGUCACAGAAAAUAUGAAAGGAGCACCAGUAGAUGAUGCAAUGUGUAUACUGGACAAAGAUGCUGUAGAAAUGACAUUUCGUCUGUUGGAUGAAGAAGGUUUUUUUGUUGGUGCAUCAUCAGGUUUGAACAUAUCUGCCGCUUACCAGCUGGCCAAGCAAAUGGGACCAGGACAUACUAUAGCAACAUGUCUCUGUGAUACUGGACAGAGAUACUAUGCAAAGUUAUUCAGCAAACAAGUAUUGAAAGAAAAAGGUUUGUUAGAUGACUUGUCUGAAAGAUAUUGGAAGUAUCUACAUUGACAGUGGACAUUUCCUGGCAGCAAAUAAAAAUUUUGAUUGCAGUUGUGAUAAUUUUUUAUCAUUUGUAACAGUUUAAUUACUGCUACCGUAGAUUGGGUAAUUUUCACAGGGGCUUUUUUUUAAUUAGUGAUUACAUGGUAAGCAAUUAAUGAUUGUGUUUUAGAACAUGAUGCAGAUUGAUAUACAUGCGUACGUUUUGAAUUCGUAAGUUGCAUUAUUUGUUACUAUUUGUGAAAAUCAAAUCUUUGUGAAUAUCACCGAAUCUACAGUAUUCAUGCGUAUCCCUAUGUUGAAUCAUAAAUAUUGGAUCUAAACAGUUUGAUAUAAGGGAAAUAUGCAAUAUUUGAAAAUAUAAUACAUUAAAGAGAGCUUAUUUAAAUAAAAUGUCUGGAAAACAAAUUAUGAAAAUCUGACUAACAAAAACAUAUUAAUAGCCGUCUGAAUAUUAUUCCUGUAAUGAAAUGGCAGUCAGUAGGAGCACAGAGUUUCAUUUAAAUGUGCUUGUUUUAAUGUUUCUCCAAGUUCUUUCUAAAAAGAAUAUUUUAAAUGAUGCAUAUUUCCGAUUUAAGGACCAAUUAUAACCACGAACUAUUAAUAAAAUACAAUAGAAUUUAAUGGAUCAUAACAGGGACAGCUUCUUGUACUUGAAAUGACUCUUUGAUGAUGAACUUUCCCAGCUUCUUGUUAUCAAACCAUUUACUUUUUAAAAUUUUACUCUGCGUUCAAGCUUGUUCAAUGGAAAAUGACCAUUCUAGGCAAUCCGUAACAUACUGGUUGGAAACCCAUGACCAGUUUCUGGACAAGUGAAAUGAAAUGCUUUAUUUUGGUUAUUUGAUUUUCGUGUCCACAAGGAAACAUUUUUUCACAAAAGUAUUUACAUAUAAUUUUCAAAUGAUAUAUCACCAGCCCUGUGUUUACAAAAUAAUCUUCCAUGUAGUAUUGGGACAUGUAGAGUAGACAGCAUUGUACAUAUGUAUAUGUACAACAGUACAUAUGUAUAUGUACAACAAUUUUAAGCUGUUUAGGUUCCAAGUUUAGUAAAAUCUUAGAUUAAAGGUUAUAAGUUAGAGAAUCAUAAAAAUACUUUUUUUCUUCUCCAGAAUAACUGUAAGUUAUUUUAGAAAUAUUUGUCUGGACACUUAGAGUACCCUAUGGAGAAAUUCACCACUUUUAAUGACCCAGUUAAAACUGUUGGGAAAACUAAAUUUUACCUCAAUAGCUCUUCUGUUGUAAUAGGAGCUGAAGUUAAUGGGGUGUAAAAUUCAAUUUUGUCCAGUGAUGUCUGAGGAAAUAUUGAAUGAAGAACAGAAUUUUGUCUGGAAACUGGUUCCAAACCAGUACUUCUAGAUAAUUUAAUUUCUGUUGGUGUAAGAUUUCUUGGUUUCAGCCAAAUUCCCUGUUUCCAGGGUUGACAUGAAUUUGUGGAUUUUAAAGGAGAAAUAGUUGAAAAUUGAUAUGUUUGUUUAAUAUGCCCCCUUCAAGGGAGAGUGGUAUAUUGUUUUGCUAAAUGUCAGUCUGUCAGUUAGUGUGUCAGUAGAGUGGUUUCUGAUCAAUAACUAAAGAACACUGGUGGAUGAUUGUCUGUGGUCAGUAGAUGACCCCUGUGUUUUCUGGGGGUCAGUAGGUCAAGGUCACUGACUUUUAAACUCAAAUGUUGUUGUCAGAAUAAACUAUAGAAAGUUGUCUGGAAAAUGACCAAUUAGAUAUAGAACAGUUAGUCGGAAAGAACCAUCUGAGCCGCGCCAUGAGAAAACCAACAUAGUGCGUUUGCGACCAGCAUGGAUACAGACCAGACUGGUUGCAGACGCUUUUUGUUGGUUUUCUCAUGGUGCAGCUCAUAUAAAGGUUUACUAGAGGGUAUAUAUCAUCAGAUCAAAGUCAAUUAGCUGGAACUAUGUAAAACCUUUUCAUAUCAUAUAUAUACUGCCAAGUUAUACUUUUGGAAUGACAUUUUAAUGUUUAUAGAGAUAUCAAAAUACAUAUUCCUUUAUUACUUGUUAGCGAUAUUAUAAUUAUGGUUUUGAUGAAUUUAUACUGAUUUGGUUUAAUUUAAAUUAUUAUAAACAGAAUUCUACAGAUAUAAUUUUAUGUUAUGAUUAUAAUGAAGUGAUAUAUGGUUUAGAUCAUAAUAAAAUUGUAAAAUUUC